AUUUUCCGGACGGUUUCUGUGUGUUUGAGUGAAACGCGCUUUGUACGGCGUCGAGGAGAAGUUAAAUACAACACUGAUCUAACAUUACGUUCGUCCUCAAGAUGUCCAACACCAAACUGCUGCGUUUACGGAGUUUUUUAACUGAACGCUUAACCACCGCGGCCGUGGAGAUAUUUGGAGAAAUAGAAACUACUGUGGAGGCUUACUACGAGGAAAACAAGCGCCUGCGGAAUGUGCUGCACGUGGUGCUCAACCCAGAGAUAAAGCUGUCGAAAAUAGAUGUUGGCCAAUACUCUGGAGCCUCACAGGGCAGAGAGCAGCCCUGUGAGCUGAGAUCCAGGCUGGAACAGGAAAUACUAGAACCGUUGCCCAAAAAACCUAAAGAAGAGCCAAUUGAAUAUGACAUAAGUCAGGUAUCAGAACAACAAGAAGGACUGGGGGAAGUGGAUAACUGUAUAAGCACAGAUUGUGUAAAAAAUGAAACAGAAGAAGAAGACGUAAGCAUGCCCUGUAUCACUCAUCCAUUCCACAUAGAGGUGAUUGAGUUCAGACCGGACUCAUCAGGCGCUCUCGAGCCUGGACAGGAGAACUGCUCCCCGUCGGUCUCAGGUGCGAUCACAGAUAACCCACAGCUACACAAAAGUGAACAAAGCACAAGUCAAAGUCUGGAACUUCAAAAACCUGACAAAUUGUCAACUAAAAAUGUAACGGGUGUGAAACCAGGCAGAGUGAGUGACAUGGUGUUCACUUCCACUAAGCCAAAGCAGUUUACAGUUGCUGACGGUGAGUACACGUUACAAGGCCGUGCGGGGGGAGCUGCCAGACCCAGAUGUCCUCAAAGUCAGCGAGGCAUACAAGGACUUCUCAGCAGACAUCGCACCACUGAUCACCACCAUGGCUAUAAGUGUGGACGUGCCACUGGUUAACUCCACCUUUGGAAAAGUUCAGGAAGGUAGCCCUAUCUCAUACCAGCAUCCACUACCUCUUAGCCGGGUUAUAGUGCGUCACCCAGAUGCCCCUCCACCACCACCUCUACCUGUGGAUGGCUAUAGGCUGGAGCCUACCACCUGUGAGUUUGUGGGCAGUCAUCAAGAAGAGCACCUCCAUCUACUGUCACUUGCGACAACAUUGCUCAUGGCAAGGAAAAUUGAGGUGGCCACAAGGGAGCAGAGCGACAGUGUGGAAUGGCACCGUGUUAGGAGGCCAAGAAUAACUUCUUCCCGUUUCAGGGAAGUAUGCCAUGUUCGAGGUCAGAGUUCGGCUGAAAACUUGGCACAACGGAUUCGGAAGGGAGUGGCGCAAACGGCGUCGAUGAAGAGGGGACUGGCACUGGAACCGUUUGCCAUCCAGGAAUACUGCCGGAUUAAAAACACCAAUUACUGGCCGUGUGGGUUUGUCAUUCACCCAGAUGCCCCCUGGUUAGGGGCAUCUCCUGACGGUCUGGUGUUUGACCCAACUGAGAGCCCACCUUUUGGACUUGUAGAAAUAAAAUGCCCAAAUGUGAAAAGUUAUGUGGACUGUAGCUACUUAAAAAUGCAAAGUGGCACAUUAAAACUGAAGCAGUCUCAUAGCUACUAUUGGCAGGUGCAAGGCCAGCUCCUACUCACAGGGAUGGAGUGGUGCGAUCUCGUAGUUUUUGCAGAGGAGGAUAUCCUUAUACAGCGUAUCUGCAGAGACUGCGAGGUGGCUGCAACCAUUAGGGAGAAGGGAGAUUAUUUUUAUUUUUAUUUUUACAUGGACUGAUAUGCACUACACUACAUUAGUGUACCAUACUACAUCACACUAUACAUUACUGAUCUAACAUGAAUAUGUUCCUGUAUAUAGUUCUUUCAAUUGCUAAAACCAGAACCAAGUGUGUUCUAUAAGUAAAAAGAUCCUUUACUCAAAGGACCAAUGUGAGGAAGAAAGGGGUGUUUAUUGGCAGACAUUUAAUGUCAUAUGGAGUAUGAUCAUUGUGUAUAAUCACCUAAAACGAAUGGCUCACUACUCAACUUACUCAAUAGUUAUCCAUUAACAAAAGUUGUGGAUGCUAACUAACUUAUCUUGCGUUGAUACAACACUCUUUCAGAGGAAAUGUUGGAAAUGCACACAUUAUAUAUAUUUUUUGCAUCUACUUUCUAGAUAUUGUACAUCUGUUCAUCUGUUAUAUAAACUAGCAUUACUUAAAUAUGCAGAGACUAAUUGAAAUGUUUAAAUAUGUAUGUUUUCCCCCGAUAUAACAUCAACCUAUGUUUUGUAAAAGUUUAUUAAAUUAAUCUGUAAAAUGUUAUCAUAUUGUGGAUUUAUUAAAUUAUGUAUUUUCCUAUGUUAUUUAAGUGUGCGU
This is a messenger RNA of Gymnodraco acuticeps, 2323 nucleotides long. RefSeq lists its product as uncharacterized. The record is from RefSeq and is a predicted model, not a curated record. Lineage: Eukaryota; Metazoa; Chordata; Actinopteri; Perciformes; Bathydraconidae. The transcript is spliced from 4 exons. The coding region runs from base 102 to 926 and encodes 274 amino acids.